Molecule: messenger RNA, 360 nt
Organism: Sporothrix schenckii 1099-18
Lineage: Eukaryota; Fungi; Ascomycota; Sordariomycetes; Ophiostomatales; Ophiostomataceae
Exons: 4
Coding region: 1-360 (119 amino acids)
Source: RefSeq, a predicted model, not a curated record
AUGUCCACCGAGAAAGAGGAGGUCGCCCAGGCCGUGGGCUUGGAGACGACCGAGAAGAGCCACUACCCGGAAGUGAGCACGGGCACGGGCGAGACGGCGGCCAUUGCGGGUGCCCAAGCCCGGACGGUGCACAAUGCCGAACUGUAUGCUGCUCUGCAGGAGACCAAGAUCAAGGCCUGGAGCAAAGAGUCCCGGAAGCUGUACUUCGCCAUCCUCAUUGCCUUUUGCUGUGCCUGCGCCAACGGCUACGACACCUCGCUCAUGACGGGCAUUCUGGCCAUGCCACACUUCCAAAACGUGUUCAAAACGGGCACCACCGGCACAAAAGUCUCUGUCAUGUUCUCCCUGUACACUGUGUAA